Messenger RNA from Rhodofomes roseus, 1131 nucleotides. Its product is annotated as kinase-like domain-containing protein. The transcript is spliced from 2 exons. Lineage: Eukaryota; Fungi; Basidiomycota; Agaricomycetes; Polyporales; Fomitopsidaceae. The record is from RefSeq and is a predicted model, not a curated record. The coding region runs from base 1 to 1131 and encodes 376 amino acids.
AUGACCGAGAUCAACGACCUGGCUACUGUGGAAGGAGUUCGGGCAUACAUCUCCGGUACUCCCUUCGACAGUGGAGACGUGUCGCGCUUGAGCGGGGGUCUCGGGAACUUCACUUACAGGCUGAGCCUGCGCACCCCAUACAACGGCCACACGACGGUGAUCCUGAAGCAUGGAAAGCCGUACGUCCCGGGGAUGGAGGACAUGGCAUUCUCGCUGGAACGACAGGUCUACGAAGUCACCGCGCUGCGCCAGAUCCGCGCCACGCUCCCGCCCGACCCGCCCGUCAGCGUCCCCGAAGUGCUUCGCUUCGACGAAAAUGCGCACGUCAUUAUCAUGAGCGACUGCGGCGCCCACGGCCUCUCCCUCAAGCAGGCCCUCAUCGCCGGAGCGCUCCCACCCGCGGCGGCACGCCGGGUGGGCCACGCCCUCGGCGGGUUCCUCGCGCGCUUCCACGCGCGCGGCAAGGAGGACAGCGGGGCCACAGUGUUCUUUGGGCGGAACGAGGAGGGGAAGAGGCUGUCGGCGCUGGUCACGUAUGGCAGGCUCGUGUCGACGCUCACCGGGGGCGCACCGCCUGUGCUGGCGGACCCGCCGCUGGAGGUGAGCCAGGGCGAGCUCGCGAGGAUCGCGGAGGUGGCGGGGGAGACGGAGCGGGCGAUGCUGGAGACGACGGAGACGGUCGUCAUGGGCGAUUUCUGGCCGGGCAACGUGCUCGUCUCGCUGGCGGAGGCGGGUGACGCGUCGGGAGGAGUGGCGGUGGAGAGUGUGUCUGUGAUUGACUGGGAGAUGGCGAAGACGGGGCUGGCGGGACUGGACAUCGGGCAGUUCGUCGCGGAGCUGCAUGUCAUCUGCGAGUUCAAGCCGGACGGGAGGGAGGCGGCGUCGAACGUGAUAGACGCGUUCUUACGUGCGUAUAGGGAGGGUGCGGGUGCGGGUGCGAACCUGGGUGUGGCGAGAAGAGCGCUGACACAUGUUGGGGCACAUCUUGUGGCGUGGACGCCGGUCGUAGGUUGGGAGGGGAGGGAGAAAGUGAGAGAGGUAGUCAAGCAGGGCGUGGACUUACUCGUCGAGGGGAGUGAGGGGACAGAAGAGUACAUGAAGGGCUCUAUACUGGGACCGCUGCUUGGAUGA